Aspergillus welwitschiae is the source of this 465-nucleotide messenger RNA. RefSeq lists its product as uncharacterized. The coding region runs from base 58 to 333 and encodes 91 amino acids. Lineage: Eukaryota; Fungi; Ascomycota; Eurotiomycetes; Eurotiales; Aspergillaceae. The transcript has a single exon. The record is from RefSeq and is a predicted model, not a curated record.
CUCCUUACUAUACAUACAUUCGCCCAUUCGCAUGAUGAACCCUUGCAUGCCUUGUACAUGUUCAUCCUAUCCUAUUUCUACACAUUAUGCUUCCACGUCGCCACGGCACGACUUGCUUCCGUCGACUUUGACAGUCGACGAUGUCGAUCAUCGUAUCAUUACAUAGCGAUCCAGCGUUGUUCUACCUUCUUUCUUUCUGAUUUACUCCCUCUUAUUAUACAUCCUGAUACCAUUCGUGAAUGUACUGGCACACAUGUCGACUAUUACCAUCUACUACCCAACAGGCUACUACUACUUUUUCCUUUUUAUGCAUUACUCCUGACAAAACGAUAGACGUGGCGGCUCUCUGUUUUGUGACUCAUUCUACUUCACUUUCUGAGAUUGUAUUCUAUUUACUUUUAUCAUAUACAGGCUGUUAUACAGUGAUCCCAGAGCGAAUAUACUAGACAAUAAUACAAAACAGGG